This is a messenger RNA of Nelumbo nucifera (sacred lotus), 954 nucleotides long. RefSeq names its product transcription factor MYB102-like. The record is from RefSeq and is a predicted model, not a curated record. Lineage: Eukaryota; Viridiplantae; Streptophyta; Magnoliopsida; Proteales; Nelumbonaceae.
GUGUUGUUUUAAAGGAAGGUUUUCCAGACAUGGUGAAAUCUCCUUGCUGUGAGAGAAUAGGAUUAAAGAAGGGGACAUGGACGCUUGAAGAAGAUCAGAAGCUCAUAGCUUACAUCAAGAGAUACGGACAUUGGAACUGGCUUCAGCUCCCAAAAUAUGCAGGUCUCUCAAGGUGCGGGAAGAGUUGUAGACUUCGAUGGAUGAAUUACCUUCGACCGGACAUUAAACGAGGGAAUUACAGCAGAGAAGAAGAAGAAGCCAUCAUCAACUUACAUGAAAAGCUUGGGAACAAAUGGACAGCUAUCGCAGCGAGAUUGCCGGGAAGAACGGACAACGAAAUAAAAAACCACUGGCACACCCACCUAAAGAAACGGGUGGGACAAAACCAAAUGGAGGCAAAAAUUCACCCAGUGGAAUUAUCCUACUGUGAAGCCAACCAGAAGGCAGCUGAAUUAGAAGCCAAUUAUGCCUCGAUCCACAAGAGUCCAAAACGUCCAAAGCUAGAAACCUGCUCUAGCAAUGAUCGAGUUUCUCCAAAAGAGUCUUGCGAGUACGAUUCCGGCCGCAAUUCCAAUUUUUCAUUGGGAAUUGGCAAGAACACGUCGAAAGAAGAGAGUGUUGGUUCGCCAAAAGCAGUUGCAGAACUUGAACUUGAUGGGAGCUUUUGGGCCAAACAAUUUUCAAUGGCAGAGUCGUUCUAUCAAGAGAGUUUUGGUACGUUUUUUGCUGGUGAUGGGUUCAUGUUACCAGUUUCUCCAGUGUCCUUGGAAGAAAUUGUAUAUUCAUAUGGUUCGAAUAGAGAUGAUAGGGUAGAGUUUGAGUUCAAUCUUGACGAAGAAUGCUUAGUUGGGCUAAGCUAGAUGGCCUAAAUAAUAUAUAGGUCCAUCCACAUUAAUUUAUGCUGUUGGUAGUUUGCAACAAUGUAGCAAUGAAAAAUAUGAAAAACCAAAAAAG